Molecule: messenger RNA, 1596 nt
Organism: Carcharodon carcharias (great white shark)
Lineage: Eukaryota; Metazoa; Chordata; Chondrichthyes; Lamniformes; Lamnidae
Product: cyclic nucleotide-gated olfactory channel-like
Exons: 3
Coding region: 1-1596 (531 amino acids)
Biological process (GO): potassium ion transport; monoatomic cation transmembrane transport
Cellular component (GO): intracellular cyclic nucleotide activated cation channel complex; plasma membrane
Molecular function (GO): protein-containing complex binding; intracellularly cAMP-activated cation channel activity; cGMP binding
Source: RefSeq, a predicted model, not a curated record
AUGGCCUUCCUGGCUACCUCCAAGGGUGUAGCGGAGCUGUUGAAGCUGUCUUACUCCCACACUCUUUUGGCUUGCUUUGACACUCUUCAGACCAAACAUCUGACCAUCUGGUUGACUUUUGACUACAUCUCAGAUGUCAUUUAUAUUCUCGACCUAUUAGUCCGACUCAGAACAGGAUUUCUUGAACAGGGUUUGCUUGUCACAGAGUUGAAGAAGUUACAAGAUAAUUGCGUCAAAAGCUUGCAGUUUAAGUUGGACAUCAUUUCGAUCUUACCGACAGAUCUGGGUUACUUGGCAAUGGGACUCAAUUACCCACAACUCCGAUUCAAUCGCCUCCUGAAAUUGCCACGGAUGUUUGAGUUUUGUGAUCGUACAGAAACCAGAACAAACUACCCCAAUGUAUUUCGAAUCGGCAACCUGCUGCUCUAUCUGCUGAUUAUCAUUCACUGGAAUGCCUGUAUUUACUACGUUAUCUCCAAGACCAUUGGCUUUGGUUCUGAUAGCUGGGUGUACCCAAACAUCUCUGACCCUUACCACGGCUAUCUGGCAAGAGAAUAUAUUUACUCUCUGUACUGGUCAACGCUCACACUCACCACAAUUGGGGAGACACCAGCACCUGUCCUGGAUGUAGAGUUCUUGUUUGUAGUGUUUGAUUUUCUGGUAGGAGUUCUCAUCUUUGCCACGAUUGUGGGUAAUGUCGGGUCAAUGAUAUCCAACAUGAAUGCAGCUCGUGCAGAUUUUCAGGCAAAAGUCGAUGCCAUCAAACACUACAUGCAGUUCCGAAAGGUCAGCAAGGAGGUCGAAGCCCGCGUUAUUAAAUGGUUUGAUUACCUCUGGGCUAACAAAAAAACGGUUGAUGAACGUGAAGUGUUGAGAAGUCUGCCAGAUAAACUAAAGGCAGAAAUCGCCAUCAAUGUCCAUCUAGAAACUCUGAAGAAAGUGCGAAUCUUUCAAGACUGUGAGGCUGGCCUGUUGUUGGAGUUAGUAUUAAAGCUAAGACCUCAGGUCUUCAGUCCUGGAGAUUACAUCUGUCGCAAGGGGGAUAUCGGGAAAGAAAUGUACAUCAUUAAGGAAGGGAAGCUGGCAGUGGUGGCUGAUGAUGGGGUAACACAGUAUGUCAUCCUGAGCACUGGCAGCUGCUUUGGAGAGAUCAGUAUCUUAAACAUCGAGGGCAGUAAGAUGGGGAACAGAAGAACAGCAAAUAUCCGGAGCAUCGGAUACUCUGAUCUCUUCUGUCUGUCCAAAGAUGACCUAAUGGAAGCUUUGAUAGAGUUUCCAGAAGCAAAGAAAGUUCUAGAAGAGCGAGGCAAGGAGAUUUUAAUAAAAGAGGGACUGCUGGAUGAAAGGCGUGUGGAAGUGGUAAUGGGAGAGAAAGACAUGGAGGAGAAAGUGGAGAGACUUGAAUCAAACCUCUAUACCUUACAGACACGAUUUGCAAGGCUAUUAAAUGAGUACAACUCAACUCAGCAGAAAUUAAAACAGAGAAUCACAAUCAUUGAGAAGAAACUAAAGCAGUUCGAUAUUGGAUCUGUAUCUGAUUGCUCAGAUAGUGUGAACGAGACUGUGGGAACUAAACAUGAGAAUGAGAAUCAGUGA